GUGCUAUUAAUGUAAAUGGUCAUCUGACACCGUUUUUCGGUCUCUCGCGAGGUGUCCGGCAGGGGUGUCCCCUGUCUCCUCUGCUGUACGUUUUUGUUUUGGAGGUCCUUGCCUGUAGUAUUCGCUCCAACCCCCGUAUCGUUGGCCUUUCCCUCCCGGGGUGUCCCCCACUAUCCCCCAUAUCUCAGUAUGCUGACGACACGUCGUUAAUUUUAACAUCCGACGAUGGGAUCAAAGCUGCUCUGGAAGUUUAUCAUCAGUAUGAGCGGGCGUCCGGGUCAAAGAUCAAUUUCGGAAAGUCCAAGGGCCUUUGGUUGGGCGGCUGGCGGGGCCGUACGGACUCCCCCGUCCCUUUCGAUUGGACACCUUCGAAACUCAAGGUCCUUGGAGUGUUUAUCGGUCCUGGUAACCUGGAAGAGGAUAAUUGGCGCCCGCGCAUUUCUGCGGUGGACCAUGUUCUCAAAUCCUGGCGUUCACGUGUUCUGACCUUUCGCGGCAAGGCUCUCGUUAUUAAUGCUCUCGCCCUCUCCCGGGUCUGGUAUGUGGCGUCACUCAUCCACAUGCCGGCUUGGGUGGAGACGGAGCUUACUCGACUUGUGUUUUCAUUCUUUUGGUCUGGCAAGCGGGAGCUCGUCGCCCGCGCUGCAGUAGUGCAGCCAGCUCUUUUUGGUGGUUUUUCAGUGGUCAGUGUUCGCUUCAAGGUGUGGGCUCUUCUGGGUCAAUGGGUGAGGAGGUUUGCCUCCUCUCCCUCCAGUUGGGUCUCACUGAUGUCGUUUUGGUUUCAGUCUGUCCUUGGUGUCUCUCCUCUCGUUGCGUUUUCCCGCCCUUUUUCUGUUGACUCUAGAGCCUUGCCACCAUUCUACCAGUCUCUGAUCCUAGCGUGGCGGAAACUUGAUGGGUCUUUUGCCACGUCCAGGGAUUGCCUUGUUUAUGCUUCUUCGUCUCCUUUGGUCUGUUCCCCUGUUGUCAGCAUGUCUUCUAAGUCAUGCUAUUUGUAUCUCCUUUCUGAGAACAUGGUCCAGCCCCGUUGUGUGUACAAGUAUGAACUUCAAUUCCCUAAUCUUGAUUGGCCUGCCACGUGGCGUACCCUGUCUAUGUUCGACCUGGAUCGUCGUGUCACCGACCUUAACUGGAAGAUUGCGCAUGGCGUUCUGUACACCGCUCGGCGUCUCUCUCUUUUUGGUUUGUCGGUUUCUCCGUUCUGUUUUUGCGGUCCCCAGGUUGAGUCACUUGAGCAUCUGUUUUACUAUUGUCCGCUUGCUCAGAGUGUUCUCUCCUGGGUCCAGUCUUUGUUGUUCGUUUUCUCCCCUAUGAGUCCUGUCAUUCUUUUACGUCAUGUUCUUUUCGGGUUUAAGACGAGUGAAUUGAUUUCUGUCCCUUGGGGUUUCGUCUACCUUCUUAAUGUUUCUAAGUACUGUAUUUGGUUGUGUAGGAACGAUUACCGGUUCCGUAAUGUUCGUCCUGGUGCCGUUGCGGUGAUUGCGUCCAUUAAAGCCCGCUUGAAGUUUUAUCUACCUCUAGCCUUCAGGCGGUGCAAAUCUUUCAGUCCUGUUGUGUCUGUCAUGUAG
Stylophora pistillata is the source of this 1568-nucleotide messenger RNA. RefSeq lists its product as uncharacterized. The record is from RefSeq and is a predicted model, not a curated record. Lineage: Eukaryota; Metazoa; Cnidaria; Anthozoa; Scleractinia; Pocilloporidae.